AUGGGCUUUCUCGAUCCCUUCACCGACGGCCUCUCCAUCGGCCCUGGCGGCAUGUCCCGCCCGUCCAAACAUCGUAGGGACGCCUCUCGAUCGCGCAGAAAGCACCGUUCCCGCUCGCGAUCAAGCUCUCGCGCCCGCGGCGGCGCCAACUCCAUCACCGGCGCCUUGUUGGGCGGCCUCACCGGCGACAGCCACUACUCCAGGCACAAUUCGUCACGGGGAUCCUUUUUCGGCACCGCCAACAACAGCCGCUCGAGCUUCUUCAACUUUGGAAACCGCUCUUCGUACUACAAACGGUCCCCUCGACAAGGCUUUAUGCAGCGAGCGUACAGGCGGCUCCGGCGCCUCAUCCGAGACCUCAUCCACUAUGCCAAGCGCCACCCGUGGAAGGUGUUUUUCCUCGUCGUCAUGCCCCUCGUCACCACGGGCGCAUUGGCCGGCCUGCUCGCCCGCUUCGGGUUGCGCAUUCCACCGUCACUGGAGCGCAUGAUGGGCGUGGCCUCCCGCGCCGCUUCGGGCGACUCCCUUGGACUCGUCAGCGAUGCCGUCCGCAUGGCCGGCGAUCUUGGCCGCAACACCCGCGGCGCCAGCAUCUCCCGUGGCCGUGAUGGCGCCCUGCAGUGGGAGAGACGGUCUAGCUACGGCAGCUACGGCGGAUAUGAUGACUACGGCUACGGCAAUUCCAGGGCCCGUGGUGGGAGCGGCGACACGUGGAGCAAUACCAUUGCUGACGUGGCGAGACGAUUCCUUUGA
Molecule: messenger RNA, 753 nt
Organism: Metarhizium album ARSEF 1941
Lineage: Eukaryota; Fungi; Ascomycota; Sordariomycetes; Hypocreales; Clavicipitaceae
Exons: 2
Coding region: 1-753 (250 amino acids)
Source: RefSeq, a predicted model, not a curated record